This is a messenger RNA of Medicago truncatula (barrel medic), 1386 nucleotides long. RefSeq names its product isoflavone-7-O-methyltransferase 9. Bases 111 to 1181 code for a protein of 356 amino acids. The transcript has 2 exons. Gene Ontology annotation, molecular function: O-methyltransferase activity; protein dimerization activity. Lineage: Eukaryota; Viridiplantae; Streptophyta; Magnoliopsida; Fabales; Fabaceae. The record is from RefSeq and is a predicted model, not a curated record.
GGACAGUGCCUGUUGGUAAAAGAUUGGCUAAAUGAGCUGUGCUUUUACACGUUUAAGCCAUAUAUAAAAGCACCAUUGAAGAGCAAUACAAUCUUCAAUUCAUUAUUCUAAUGGCUUCUAAAAAUGACUUAUACAAACCAAGCGAGCUUUUCCAAGCUCAAACACACUUAUACAAAAUCAUGUAUAGUUACCUUAAUCCAAUGUCUGUCAAAUGGGCACUUGACCUUAAAAUACCAGAUAUCAUCCACAACCAUCGCCAAGCCAUUACUCUUUCUGAGCUCAUUUCAGCUCUUAAGGUUCCACAAUCAAAAGAAACAUGCGUCGGUCGACUAAUGCGCUUGUUAGCACACAUUGAUUUCUUUGCAAUUGUCAAAAUUGAUGAAACCAAAGAAGGAUAUACUCUUACUCCAACAUCACAACUCCUUGUCUCUACCACUGAUCAUUGUUUAUCUUCAAUGGUUCGGUUGCUGAACAUUCCACCUAUUGUUGGCUCGUACAAUCAUUUAGGGAAAUGGACUUGUGGAGAGGAUCUCACAAUUGUUGAGACUGCAUUAGGCCCUGAAAGUUAUUGGGAUUUUAUUCAUCAAAAUUCUUCAUACUUGAAGACUUUUAAUGAUGCUAUGGAAAGUGAUUCUCAUGUUGUGAGGUUGGCCUUGAGAGAUUGUAAGUCUGUUUUUCAAGGGAUUGGUUCAUUGGUUGAUGUUGGUGGUGGAACUGGAAACACAGCUAAGAUUAUAUGUGAGGCGUUUCCAGAGCUGAAGUACAUUGUCCUGGACCUUCCACAGGUUGUUUCAGGUUUAACAGGAACCAAUAACUUGAGUUUUGUUGGUGGGAACAUGUUUAAAUCCAUCCCUCAAGCUGAUGCUGUUUCGCUCAAGUGGGUGUUACACAAUUGGAGUGAUGAUGAUUGCAUUAAAAUACUAAAAAAUUGCAAGAAAGCUAUUUCUGGAAAAGAGAAAGGAGGAAAAGUGAUAAUCAUAGAUGCAGUGAUAAAUGAAAAACAAGAUGAACAUGAAAUGACAGAAGUAAAGCUUUUGCUUGAUGUGGUUAUGAUGACCUGUUUCAAUGGAAAAGAGAGAAAUGAAAAAGAAUGGAAACAACUUUUCUUACAAGCUGGCUUCAAAUAUUACAAGAUCUUCCUCACAUUUGGUUUUAGGUCUCUUAUUGAGCUCUAUCCUUAAACCUUGCUGUAAUUUAAUAAAUAAUUGUAUUUUUGCUUCAAAUAUAUUUAUAAGGGGACUGUAAUAAAGGAGCCACUUAUAUUUAACUCAAGUGACAUAUAGGUGGCCCCUAACCAGUGUAAUAACAAGAAUAAGAAUGUAAUUUGUGUGACAUCAAUUUCUCAAAAUAAAAUGCAAAUAGUUUAGUAGUGCCUUGCACAAGUUA